GGCAUUAGGCUAUUUAUGGCGGCGGCUGUGUUGCUUAUAUUGUCUGGGCUGCAACCAACUUCGGCCAACCUCAUGAAAGUCGCUUGCGUUGGGGUGUGCAUGAGAGAAUGCAGGACCGCCGGAAUUGGGCUUCCCGCCUGCCUCAAGUUCUGUCCCAUGCACUGCAUUCCGCCCCUCCCUCCACGCCAAGUUUUCCAUUGUAAUCUCGAAUGUCUUAACCAAUGUGUCGCCAGUGGUGCCAUCGGCGUCGGCGGCGGUAGCGAUGGCACCAACAUCAUUUACAGCAACAACAAAAACAACAACAAUAACGAUGCGGCAGAUCAACAGAAGCAGGAAAGUUGUGUGUCGAGCUGCAAAAGUGAGAAAUGCGAAACGUCUCCUCCUUAAUCACAACCAUUAAUUAAUAUAAUGAAGCCCGAUCAUGUCCUCGAUCAGCUCUCAAUUCGUUUCUAAAUUAUAUAUUAUUAGGGUUUCAAAAUAAUUAUUGUUAUUAUUACUUAGCUUAUUAAUGAUGAUUUGGGCUUCUAAUUAGUUGAGCGUUUGUACUUUCAUUUUCAUGGAUAAAAUAUAUGUACGUGCCAUUAAUUAUAUUUGUCUCAUAUAGUACGUCAGUCGUCAUAUAUACGGUGUGGAAUUAAUUAAUUACUUGAAUAUAAUUAGCGAUUAAUCAAAGAGUAAUGGCCUUGUAUUAUUAAUUAA
This is a messenger RNA of Cuscuta europaea, 699 nucleotides long. The record is from the annotation of a GenBank genome assembly. Lineage: Eukaryota; Viridiplantae; Streptophyta; Magnoliopsida; Solanales; Convolvulaceae.